This is a messenger RNA of Biomphalaria glabrata, 6227 nucleotides long. RefSeq names its product 5-oxoprolinase-like. The transcript is spliced from 33 exons. Bases 147 to 4040 code for a protein of 1297 amino acids. NCBI's taxonomy places the organism in Eukaryota, Metazoa, Mollusca, Gastropoda, Planorbidae. Gene Ontology annotation, molecular function: 5-oxoprolinase (ATP-hydrolyzing) activity. Gene Ontology annotation, biological process: glutathione metabolic process. The record is from RefSeq and is a predicted model, not a curated record. Gene Ontology annotation, cellular component: cytosol.
AAUUCUAUAGUAAAAAAUAGUCUAUAGGACUAUAGGAGUAGAGACACUACUCUAAACGAGUCUAGAGUUCAUUUCGACCUAAGUCUAAGACUUAGACUACUAAUUAAAGAGUAAGAACAAAAAAUCUUGACCUCUAUAAAGUUGUCAUGGAUGGAUUCGGCAAAUUUCAAUUUGCAAUAGACAGGGGUGGUACAUUUACGGACAUUUGGGCUAAAUGUCCAAAUGGUAAAGUCCGUUUGAUGAAGCUACUAUCUGAAGAUCCUGCCAAUUAUGAUGAUGCGCCUAAAGAAGCCAUUCGACGAAUAAUACACCAGGAAACACAAACUUUGCCAUCAAAAGAUUCACAGAUAGAUACUAGACUGAUUGACUGGAUUAGAAUGGGUACAACAGUAGCUACCAAUGCACUUCUGGAAAGAAAGGGGGAGCGAAUGGCACUCUUGAUAACCAAAGGUUUUAGAGAUCUUCUACAUAUUGGAAAUCAGUCUCGCCCCAAUAUAUUUGACUUGGAAAUAGUAUGUCCAGAAAAUCUCUAUGAAGACGUAAUUGAAGUAGAAGAGAGAGUUGUGCUGCACCAAAUGGAUUGCGAGCUAGACAAGCAUGGUGACUUAGUUCAAGGGUCAACGGGUGAAAAGCUCCUGAGAUGGAAGCCUGUGGCCUUGACUCAACUGAAGAAAGAUUUACAAACUGUUCUUGAUAAGGGCAUCAAAAGUCUGGCUGUUGUUUUUAUGCAUUCAUACAUUUUCUGUGAGCAUGAAGAAAGUGUUGGUAGAUUGGCACAAGAGAUGGGCUUCACUAAUGUGUCCUUAUCUUCUAAAGUCAUGUGUAUGGCUAGAAUAGUUCCUAGAGGAUAUACAGCCUGUGCUGAUGCUUACCUGACUCCAUGUAUUAAGAAAUAUGUCAAUGGAUUUAGUUCUGGUCUCCAGGAUGCUAAAAUUCUGUUUAUGCAGUCAGAUGGUGGGUUAACGCCAAUGGCCAGUUUUAUGGGUUCUCAUGCAAUAUUGUCAGGUCCAGCUGGUGGUGUUGUUGGUUAUGCUGAGACCACAUUUGAUAAGGACAGCAAAGUUCCUGUGAUAGGCUUUGACAUGGGAGGCACUUCAACUGAUGUCAGCAGGUUUGCAGGAGAGUUUGAACAUGUGUUUGAGACAACUACAGCAGGAAUCACAAUACAGGCUCCACAGCUGGACAUCAAUACAGUAGCCGCUGGUGGAGGAUCGAUGUUGUUCUUCAGGUCUGGUAUGUUUGUUGUGGGACCUGAAUCUGCUGGGGCACACCCUGGUCCUGUCUGUUACAUGAAAGGUGGCCCAUUGACAAUUACUGAUGCUAAUCUUUGCCUUGGUCGACUGCUACCAGAAUAUUUCCCACGUAUAUUUGGUAAGACUGAAGACAUGCCACUUGAUAAAGCAGCUACACUGAAAGCCUUUGAAGAUCUGACUCAUGAGGUCAACUUGUUCUUAAAGUGUCAACAUGAAAGUCAAAAUCUUGAGUUUGUCCCAAUGACCAAAGAACAAGUCAGCCUUGGGUUUAUUUCUGUAGCCAAUGAGGCCAUGUGCCGACCCAUCAGAGCCUUAACCCAAGCCAAAGGUUAUGAUACUUCCCGCCAUGUAUUGGCAUGUUUCGGAGGUGCUGGGGGGCAGCAUGCUUGUGCUAUUGCUCGUUCACUAGGUAUGAAGGAAGUCUUUAUUCAUAGGUAUGCAGGCAUUCUGUCGGCCUAUGGCAUGGCUCUUGCUGAUGUUGUCUAUGAAGCACAGGAACCUGCUGCUUUAAUUUAUGCUAGUGAAAACUUUCAGAAACUUGAUGAAAGGAUUGCUUCUUUAGAGAAGAAAUGUUUUGAAGAAUUGGAAGGUCAAGGUUUCCAAAGAGAACAGAUUGAGACCCACCCCUACUUACACCUCAGGUAUGAGGGAACAGACUGUGCACUCAUGUGUCCCAAUCACUACCCAGCUACCGCAAACACUUCUUCAUAUGGUGACUUCUCCAUGGCUUUUGUCAACAGAUAUCAAACAGAGUUUGGCUUCACUUUAAGAUCGAGAAACAUUUUGGUGGACAACAUAAGAGUCAGGGGAGUAGGGAAAUCUCUGGCGGCAACUUACAACCUGAUUCAGGAGGCAAGGGACCCCCCUCAACAUGAACAGGUUGUCCAUUGUUACUUUGAAGAAGGUUGUUUAAAUACAAGUGUUUUCUUGCUGGACAAUUUAUUAGCAGGACAUGUAAUUAAAGGACCAGCCAUUAUCAUUGAUAAAAAUAGCACUAUUCUUGUGGAACCAAACUGCACAGCUGCAAUAAACAAACAUGGUAACGUGAACAUUAAAGUGGAGAGUCUUAAGAAGAGAGUUGUGGGCACUGACCUAGAUGCCAUUCAGUUGUCAAUCUUUUCUCAUCGGUUUAUGAGCACUGCAGAGCAGAUGGGUCGAGCCUUACAGAGAACUUCAAUAUCAACUAAUAUCAAGGAGCGACUUGACUUCAGUUGUGCCAUGUUUGGACCAGAUGGUGGACUUGUGGCUAAUGCUCCACAUAUUCCAGUACAUUUAGGAGCCAUGCAAGAAACAGUGCAAUAUCAGAUCAAGACACUAGGAGACAACUUCAAGGAUGGGGAUGUUAUUUUAAGUAAUCAUCCCGAGGCUGGAGGAAGUCAUCUGCCAGACUUAACUGUCAUAACACCAGUAUUUUUCAAUGGCCAGCCCAAGCCAGUCUUUUUCGUAGCCAGUCGAGGUCACCAUGCCGAUAUAGGGGGCAUCACUCCUGGCUCCAUGCCUCCACAUUCUACGUCAAUAUUCCAGGAGGGGGCGGUUUUUAAGUCUUUCAAGUUGGUGGAGAAUGGAGAGUUUAAAGAACAAGAAUUGAUCAAAGCUUUACAAGACCCAGCUAAAUAUCCUGGGAGCAAGGGUUCUAGAAACUUACAAGACAACAUCAGUGACCUCAAAGCUCAAGUAGCUGCCAACCACAAGGGAAUCAAAUUGAUUACAGAACUCAUCACUGAGUAUGGUCUAGAAGUAGUUCAAGCCUACAUGAAGUAUAUACAGGAAAAUGCAGAAGUGGCAGUCAAAGAAAUGUUGAAGGAAAUCGGAAGAAAAACAAAAGCAGCAACUGGAAGGACAGAGAUUUAUGCUGAAGAUUUUAUGGACCAUGGAAGCCGAAUUUGUUUACAUAUCAAUAUAGAUGAAAACGAGGGCACUGCACUAUUUGAUUUCACGGGCACUGGUCACCAGGUCUAUGGCAAUACCAAUGCGCCAAGGGCUAUAACUCUGUCUGCCAUUAUCUACUGCAUGCGUUGCAUGGUGGGACAUGAUGUACCAUUGAAUCAGGGUUGCCUAGCACCUAUUAAAGUAAUAAUGCCCAAAGGCAGUCUGAUAGAUCCCUCAGAGGAAGCUGCUGUUGUAGGAGGGAAUGUCUUGACCUCACAAAGAAUAGUUGAUGUUGUACUCAAAGCUUUUGGAGUUUGUGCCGCAUCUCAGGGUUGUAUGAACAAUAUCACAUUUGGUGAUGAGAGAAUUGGUUAUUAUGAGACUGUCGCUGGGGGAGCAGGAGCGGGACCAACCUGGCAUGGUCGAAGUGGAGUUCAUACUCACAUGACUAACACCAGAAUCACUGACCCUGAAAUUCUCGAAAAAAGAUAUCCUGUGAUUGUACAAUGUUUCAAACUAAAUCCUGGCUCUGGUGGACGAGGACUUUACAAUGGUGGAGAUGGUGUAAUUAGGGAACUGCUUUUCCGAAGACCUGUGACAUUGUCACUACUUACUGAAAGAAGGGUUUUCUCCCCUUAUGGUCUUGAAGGUGGUGAAAAUGGUCAUCGUGGACAAAAUUUACUUGUACAUGCUGAUGGAAGAGUGAUUGACCUGGGAGGGAAAAACUCAAUAACAGUUAAACCUGGGGAUGUGUUCCACCUUGAGACACCAGGUGGUGGUGGCUAUGGAAAGCGUAAACUAGACAGUGAACAGACUGACCAAACUCCAAGCAAGUAUGACAAGAAAGAGAUUCAUGGCCCCCAUAUACUUCAGUCUGGCAGUUUACUCAGCUACAAGUUACUGCAAGAAUCUGCUUAAGAAGAGGAAAAGACAUUGCCAUUACUACGUAUAUUAUUAGAUGUAUGUGUUUAGCAAUUAUUGUAAUGAAUGAAUUAUUUUGAUGUAGUUUUCUUGUAACACAGAAUAUAAAAAAACAUAUACAGGUUGUGUUUGUGUCUUUAUCUGAUUUUUUCUACACUAAGAAUUAUUGAUUUGAUUAUCUUUAUUUUAAAUAACUUCUUUAUUAAUGUCUCCUUUUUAAAGUACACUUAGAGAAAUAAAAAGAUUGUUAAAUUACAUAGAAUUCAUUUAUGUUGUGGUUUAUGUUAUGGCACGAUUAGGAAUUAGUUAUUUGUUUCAUAGAAAGAGAAAGUUUUGAGUCAUGACGCGACCAGUAAAAACAAAACUAGGAUUUUUAGGAAAAAUAGCGAAAUGUAAACAUUACUUUUGGCGUCUAUAGAGAGAGGCAGUUUUUAUAGGCAUAUAGAUUUAGCUUGAGGACAUUCAGCGGUUCUCUUUGUUAUUAUUAAACUUCUUAAUCAACGUUGGCUAUCAGCGUCGACUCACUUAUAUUGUUGGCUUUUCGCCUGUUAUUUAAUUUCGUUAUUUGAAUGUUACCUCCAUUUGACUUAUCUACAUUGGACGCAGGGCGAGGGGGGCCUAACAUAAACUUGCAAAUCUUUGAUGUACUCCUACUUCUGUGUGUAGUCUAGAUCUGCAUCUGCUUUGCUCAUAUACAAAAUAGACAUCAGAUUGUUCCCAGUAAGCAUUUAUGUUUCCUAAUAUCAUUUUUAUAUCAGUGAAUAAACUUUUUUUUUCUUAUUUUUUGUCUUUUCAAUAAACUUUGUUCAACAGUAAGAUAUUACAUUUCUCAAUAACAACUGUUUCGUUAUAAUCAACUGUUUCAUUAUAAUUCACUGGUUCAUUAUUUUAUUCAUCCUCUAGUCAUGUCUUUCAGAAAUGUUUAGAAAUAGUUGUAUAUAUUUUAUAAGAUGGCUAGUAAACUUCAGUUUGAUAUUGCUCUCAGGUUACAUAUUUUGUUAUUGAAGUAUCUUUUAAUUAUGUGUUCUCUUUGCAUACAAAAGAAAUGGCAUGUUUGUAAGAAGACAAAGAUUUAAAGGGACAUGAAUGUUGAAAUGAAGAGUUCUCUUACAUUCAGGGGGGGUGCAUGUUUUUAUAAUGUCAAUAUGCUAAGAUAUUUAUUUGUGUGUGUGUUUCUAGACUAGGAUUAGUUGACAAACAAUGUAACACCUCUCACGGGACUGUAAUCUUCAUGUUUGAGUGGUGGUGGUGGUCAUGUUGAAUAAACACUUAAACUGUACUAAACAAGUCAGCUACAAUUAAUAUUACUUAAUAUCUGGCAUUAAGUUAUCUGCUGACUAUUUUAAUACCUUUAAAACCUCACAGUAUUGUCUAGACCAUAUUUUAAUUGUAAAUUUUAAGUUUUUUUCUUGACCAGUAAUGAGCAAACUCCGGCCUGUGGCAUUGGUUAGUCUGCCCUGCCCCCUUGUUUUGCAAUAUCAAUAAGAAGUGAAUACUGUAACUGCCUAAAUAUAUAACCAAUGCAUUUAAUAACAAUUGCUCCUAGAGUUUUAGCUCUAUUGUUUUUAAUUUAGUGUCCUUAACUUUGUUUAUUUGAUUGUGAAAAUCUCCAAUUAAAAAAAUAAUAUUAUGAUUCGACAAAAUUAUUUCCUUUAAGUUUUUUACCCGCUCUUAAAAAAGUUUGACUACCACUGGUCUACACCAUAUCAAUUGUAAGGAAAUUAUGCCUGGCUAGUUUAGCAUCAAUGUGUGUGUUCUUCAUUUUUUCUUUGUACCUCACAGGAAAUGAAAUACAGUGAAACCUUAUUACCAAGGUCAUUCUCUGGAUUAAUAAAAACUCGGACCAGAUAGAGAUUGUGUGAAAACAAAACUCAUUCCCUGCUAAGUUUGUUCAAAUGUUAUCGCUUUGUGUCAAACACAAGAAGAGUGAUUGACUUCUCAAAGUAACUGUGAUGAAUGUUAAGACUAAGUCUGUCAAAGUCCUGACAGUCUCCAUUAGUCUCACCAUUGUAGUUCCUUUGCUUUUUGUUUUAAUCAUGCAUUUGUUAUAUAGUGAGAUAUAUUUAUUGUUUAACAGAAACCUCAUUUGUGUACUCAAAUUCAAAUAUUGAUAUCAACUUCAGUUUUUUAUUUUCAUUAUCUAGACAACAUUUUUUUUGUUGGACCCUGGCAUUAAAUCAGAUA